Cyprinodon variegatus (sheepshead minnow) is the source of this 11212-nucleotide messenger RNA. It is a transcript of the gene svep1, whose product is annotated as sushi, von Willebrand factor type A, EGF and pentraxin domain containing 1. Gene Ontology annotation, molecular function: calcium ion binding. The record is from RefSeq and is a predicted model, not a curated record. The coding region runs from base 497 to 11197 and encodes 3566 amino acids. The transcript is spliced from 46 exons. Lineage: Eukaryota; Metazoa; Chordata; Actinopteri; Cyprinodontiformes; Cyprinodontidae.
AAGCAUUUGGAGCUGGGCUGACGGUGCAGGCAGGAGCGUCACAUAGACGAACAGGAGCCUGAGAGGCUGCAGACUGGGACUAAAAGAGGACUAAAGAGGCAUUGAGGGGGGGUUCUGGAUCCUAUACAGAGCAGAUAGGUGAUUGACAGCUGGACAGAUAAAGGAGUAUUGACUACUUGGGGGGAAGAAGUGUUUCAACAGAGUGCAGGGACAAAGAUAUAUUUAUUUAUCAGGCAGGGGAAGAGACUUUUUUAAAGGGGGUUGUUCUUUUUUUGCUUUAAUGAAAGAGAUGGAAGGAAGCCCAUAUUGAAUAAGGGAAUCCUCAUCGUUUUCUUGCAAUGUUUUUAAGAAACUCUGAUCUGAGUUAUCCCAGGGAGCCUGCUUUCACGACAGGAUACCAUUACUGACAACUCCAGAAAAGACAAUCUACGCUUCACCUCUUUUUUUGUUUUGGUUUUUAAAGAGCUUCAGUAGAGGUGCUGGACUCAUUGACACUAUGUUUUACUAUUUAACAGCAUCAUGGACUGCUUGUCUUCUUACCUUAUGCCUGCUGGAGGUAUGGACUUCAGCCGGGCCGGCUGUCCAGCAUUCCCAAAGACAGAAGCAGUCUCGCAGGUCUAGACAGAUGUCCACCCUGUCAUCCCUGUCAUCGCCCAGCAACCUGUCAGAAAGUGCUGAGAGAAAAGUGGAGCGCCUCGGCCAGGCUUUUAAGCGAAACGUCCGCGUGCUGCGUGAGAAAAGCGCCUGUUUGGACCUGGUUUUCCUGGUGGACGAGUCCUCGAGCGUGGGGUCCAACAACUUCCAGAGCGAGCUCAGGUUCAUUCGCAAGAUGCUGUCUGACUUCCCCGUGGCGCCGGAGAACACACGGGUGGCGCUGGUGACCUUCUCGUCCAAGAACCACGUGGUUACGAGGGUGGACCACAUCUCUGCGCCCAAAUCCCACCACCACAAAUGCUCCCUGUUCAACCAGGAGAUCCCGGCCAUCAACUACAGAGGAGGAGGCACCUACACCAAAGGAGCCUUCCAGAGAGCAGCACAAAUUCUCCGUCAGUCCCGUGGGAAUGCUACCAAGGCAAUCUUUCUCAUCACUGACGGCUACUCGAACGGGGGGGACCCACGACCAGUGGCGGCAGCUCUGAGAGAGCGAGGCGUUGAGAUCUUCACCCUGGGCAUCUGGCAGGGUAACAUCAGGGAGCUCCAUGACAUGGCCUCACAACCCAAAGACCAGCACUGCUAUCUGGUCCACAACUUUGCUGAGUUUGAGGCUCUGGCUCGUCACGCUCUACAUGAAGACCUACCUACAGGGAGCUACAUCCAGGAGGACCUUUCCCGCUGCUCCUCCCUGUGUGAUGAGGGCAAGGACUGUUGUGACGUGAUGGCCAGCUGUAAGUGUGGGACUCACACCGGACAGUACGACUGCAUCUGUGAGAAAGGAUACUACGGCAAGGGACUGAAGCACGAAUGUACAGCUUGUCCGCCUGGUACUUACAAACCAGAGGGAACACCUGGAGGACUCACCACCUGCCUGACAUGUCCUGAUGCACAUCACACCUCCCAGCCUGGCAGCACCAACCUCGAGGAUUGUGUCUGCAAGCCGGGCUAUCAGCCAAUAGGCACAACCUGUCAGGUGGUAUACUGCCCGGCACUGAGUCCUCCAGAAAAUGGCUUCUUUGUCCAGAAUGUUUGUAACAACCACUUUGAGGCAGCCUGUGGAGUUCGCUGUCAGCCUGGUUUCGAGCUCCAUGGAACUGGCAUCAGACUGUGUCAGGCUGACGGCACCUGGUCAGGAUCACCUGCUAGCUGCAGAGUGCGCUCCUGCCCGCCCCUCACCCGGCCCCAGCAUGGCUCCCUGCGGUGCAGUGACGGCGGGGUGUCCUACAGGACACAGUGUGAGGUCAGCUGUGAACGAAGCUACAGAUUAGAGGGAGACUCCACACUCACCUGCCAGGCCAACUCCCAGUGGAGUGGACCUCUACCUCGGUGUGUGGAGGUUCGAUGCCCCCCCAUCCUGAAUCCAAAGAACGACAUCUUGUUGUCGCCCCCUGCCUGCAGGAGAAAAGCUGUGUCACCAGGCUUCAUUUGUCAUCUCACCUGUCGCCAAGGUUACAGUCUCCAGGGAAACAGGAAGGCGGCAUGCUUGAGCUCUGGGAACUGGACCUCUAAUAUGUUUAAAGCUGUCUGUAAAGAUACAGAGGUGCCACAGCUCCAAUGUCCUGCAGAUAUUGUUGCAGAGACGGACGAACGGCGUGGCACCGCUAACGUCAGCUGGAACGUUCCAACAGCUGCCGACAACUCUCAAGAAGAGGUGAUGGUGCAGGUGAAACCGGUGUACAACCCGCCUCAACUAUUGCCCAUUGGCAGGGAAACCAUCACCUACAUUGCAACCGACCGCUCUGGGAACCAGGCCAACUGCUCUUUUACAGUCUCUGUGAUUGAUACGGAACCUCCAUUCAUUGACAGGUGUAGGUCCCCCCCAGCAGUCCAGGCUACAAACACAGAGGCAGCUGUGGUGUGGGAGUUACCAGAGUUUUCAGAUAACUCAGGUGGUCGCCUUACUGUGACCAGCAGCCAUAAACCAGGCUUCCUGUUCCCAGUAGGAGAAACUGUGGUCCAGUACACUGCAACUGAUGCAGCAGGAAACAAACGCGUCUGCAACCUCACCAUAACUGUUCAAGGGAUGACUUGUGAUCAGCCGUACGUCCCGGUGAAUGGAGAGUUCAUCUGCAUUGAAGAAGAGGAUGGAGUUAAUUGUACUCUGCAGUGUAAAGAAGGAUACAGCUUCGCUCAAGAUGCAGUGCACAGCUAUUUCUGUGCCUACAAUGGAGUUUGGGAGCCGGCUUACUCUUCAGACAGACCAGACUGCUCAUUGAACCGUAUAGCCAAUAAUGGGUAUAAGCCCUUUGAGAUGCUGUUUAAAGCAUCUCGAUGUGAUGAUGCAGACCUCAUCAAGUCGUUUGCUGGUGAUUUUAAUGCUAAACUGGGAAGCAUGCUUCCAAACAUUUGUAGCAGCGAUGAAAUCACCUGUAAGCUGGAGGUCAUGUCUCAGGGUCACUGUCUAGAGUACAACUAUGACUAUGAGAAUGGAUAUUCUAUUGCACCAGGCGGGUGGGCCAACAACUGGGGCUCUCAGGGUGCACAGGACUAUGCCUACUUUGAGUCAGGCUUCGUCACAGGGACCAGGCAGCUCCCGAGUCGUCAGCAGGAAAGCAGCGCGAGACCUCAUCACCGCAGCAAGAGGCACAGAAAGAUCAGAGGUCCAACCAGAGACCACAAGAUCCAAAUUUAUUUCAACAUCACAGCAAGCAUCCCUCUGCCUCUGUCGAGGAACGACUCAGUGGAAGUGGCCAAUCAGAAGAGGCUUUUGCGUACUCUAGAACAGCUCACCAAUCGGUUGAAACGGACCUUGGCGAAACAGCCAUUGUCCAGUUACCACUUAUCCUCAGAGAUGAUCAUUGCUGAUCCCAGAUCACUUGAGAGCAAAAAGGCCUCCCUGUUCUGCAGGCCAGGCUCUGUGCUCAAAGGCAGAAUGUGUGUCCAAUGUCCAGUGGGAACAUAUUUUUCUCUGGAACAUAAUGAGUGUGAGAGCUGCUGGCUUGGGUCCUACCAAGACCAGGAAGGUCAGCUGGAGUGCAAGUCCUGCCCUGAAGGAACAUCUACAGCCUAUCUGCACUCCCGCAGCGUCAGCGAGUGCAAAGGGCAAUGUAAACCCGGCAGUCACUCUCUGAAUGGGCUGGAGAUCUGUGAGUCCUGUCCACUGGGUCACUUCCAGCCUGGUUAUGGUGCCAGGAAAUGUUUAGCCUGUCCUGGUGGGACUUCCACCGUCACCAGAGGAGCAGUGGAUGAGGCUGAGUGUGGAGUUCCCUGCAAUGCGGGUCAUUUUUCUCGCACUGGUCUGGUUCCCUGCUACCCUUGUCCAAGAGAUUACUACCAGCCCGACCAUGGGCGCUCCUACUGCCUCUCCUGUCCCUUCUAUGGAACCACCACAAUAAUCGGGGCAUCCAGCAUACAGCACUGCUCAAGUUUUGGCUCAAGCUUUCUGGCUAAGGAGGAGAGUGUAACCGAUGCUCCAAAAGUGGAGGUCAGCGAGGAAUACGAAGUCAGCAGUCAGGUUUUCCAUGAGUGUUUUCUGAAUCCCUGUCAGAAUGAGGGAACAUGCGAGGAGGUAGGAGCAGGCUACGUCUGCACCUGUAUGGCUGGCUUCACAGGUGCAAAGUGUGAAGUCAACAUAAAUGAGUGUGACUCCGCCCCCUGCCAGAACAGUGGCCUGUGCGUUGAUGGGACUGGAGACUUCCAGUGUCAAUGCAAGCCUGGCUUCUUAGGCUCACUGUGUGAGGAUGAGGUAAACGAGUGCAUGUCCUCCCCCUGUUUGAAUGAGGGGCUGUGUGUGGACGAAGUCAAUAAGUUCACCUGCAGCUGUGCUGAGGGCUUCACAGGCUCUCGAUGUGAGCUGGAAAUCAACGAGUGUCUGUCCAGCCCAUGUUUGAACGGAGGCGUGUGUGAAAACCUGACAGGAGGUUACAGCUGUAACUGUGCUGUGGGUUUCUCUGGGGAUGACUGCGAGAUCAACAUAGAUGAAUGCAACAGCUCUCCUUGUCUCAACGGUGGCUCAUGCAUAGAUGGCGUUAAUAGUUUCAGGUGUGAGUGUGCAGAGGGUUUUCGAGGCUGGCUGUGCGAGGUGGACGUGGACGAGUGCACCCCUAACCCCUGUGUGAACGGAGCAAGCUGCUUUGACGGCAAGGGGUCCUACACCUGCCGCUGCCUCCCUGGGUUCAACGGAUCCAGGUGUGAGACAGAGAUGUCCUCUGCCUUCAACCUGGACUUUGAGGUGUCUGGUAUCCACAGUUAUGUGAUGAUGGAUGGAGUAAUGCCAGCGCUGACAGAAAUCACCUGUACCUUCUGGAUGAAGUCAACAGACACCAAUAAUUAUGGCACGCCCUUGUCCUACGCUGUAGAAGGGAGCGACAAUGCUUUCCUUUUGAUAGACUACAAUGGGUGGGUACUGUAUGUGAACGGUAAGGAGCGGAUUACGGAUUGCCCAGCUGUUAACACCGGUCAGUGGUAUCACAUUGGUGUAUCAUGGAGGAGCUGGGAUGGAGACUGGAGGAUUUACAUCAAUGGGAAGCCCUCAGAUGGAGGCAAAAGCCUGUCAGUCGGCACCACUAUCCCAGGUGGAGGGGUUCUGGUUUUAGGUCAGGAUCAGGAUCAGAGAGGCGAGGGCUUCAACCCUGUUGAGUCUUUUGUUGGAUCCAUCAGUCAGCUCAACAUCUGGGAUCGUGUCCUGACUCCACAACAGAUUAAGGUUCUGGCCAGCAGCUGUCCGGCUUCCCAUGUGACCCAUAGAGGAAAUGUCCUGGCUUGGCCUGAUUUUCUUAAUGGGGUUGCAGGCCGAGUCAAAGUUAACCUCAAUAGCAUUUUCUGUGCUGAUUGUCCCAGGUUGGAGAGCGCUAUGCCCCAUCUGCAUGCCUCCAGUGUAGAGGUGAGCCCUGGUGCUCAGGUGCACCUUUCCUGCGAUCCUGGAUUUUACCUGGUGGGGGAGCCAGUGCUGCAGUGUCAGAACAAAGGAGAGUGGAGCCACCCUCUUCCAAGCUGUGAAAAGGUAUCCUGUGGACCUCCUCGUCCUCUGGAGCAUGGCUUCUACCAGGGUUCAGAUUUCCAUACUGGAAGCUCUGUGGUCUAUCAGUGCAAUGAUGGCUUUUACCUGCUGGGAGACGCCAAGGUGCACUGCAGCAACAGCGGCAAGUGGGGAGGUCAUCCACCGGCCUGUCUGGAUGUGGAUGAGUGUGCUCUGGGAUCUGACUGUGACGCUCAUGCCAGAUGCCAGAACACGGACGGCUCGUACACCUGCACAUGCAUUCAUCCGUACACUGGAGACGGCAAAAACUGCACAGAGCCAGUUAAGUGCCAGAACCCUGGCUCUCCAGAGUUCGGUUACAGAGAUAGCAGCAGCUUUCUGAUGGGCAGUGCAGUGGCGUAUUACUGCGAUAACGGCUAUGAGCUGAUUGGCUCUUCGCAAAUCCACUGCCUGGAUUCAGGAACGUGGGACAAUCCUGUUCCUUACUGCAGAGCUCUAUCUUGCCCGACUCCAACUGUUCCGGAAAACUCUGUUAUGACUGGAAACAACUUUACCUUUGGAAGCAAGGUGACUUUCAGCUGUAAAAAGGGCUUCCUGCCUCAGAUCCCUUAUGAGUUCCAGUGUCUCUCCACUCUGAGAUGGAGCGGGACGCCGCCUGUCUGUUACCCAGUGACCUGCGGGGGGCCUCCAUUCGUGGAGCAUGCAAACUACAUCCUUGAAACAACCACCUACCUCUCUACUGUUCAAUACACAUGUGUUGAGGGAUACAGACCACAGGGCUCCAUGGAGGUGGUUUGUGAAGCGACAGGCGAGUGGAGCCGACCCAUCCCUCAAUGUGUCAGCAUCCUUUGCAGUGAGCCCCCGGCGCUUAAAGAUGCAGUGAUUGAUGGAGAAAACUAUGAAGUGGGAAACAAAGUUCACUACAUCUGCAAAGAAGGGUACACGUUGAUUGGCCCAGGAACCAGGGAGUGCCUACCCUCGGGUCAGUGGAGUGACGGCUUUCUGCAGUGCGUCCCUCGCUCUUGCGGACCACCCCCUGCUAUCGACCACGCUGUGCCCCAUGAAACCCACAUGCUGUUUGGAGACACAGCUAGCUACUACUGCACUGACGGAUACACUGCUAGCAACAACUCAAAGAUGGUGUGCAGUGCUCAGGGUGUGUGGGUGCCCCCUGAUGGCAUGGAAGUCCCUCGCUGCAUCGCAAACUUUUGCCUACGCCCGCCUGAGUUUCCCCAUGCUAUUUUAGAUUCAGUCAACAAGCCCAAAUAUGCUAGCAACACUGAAGUGAGCUAUAAAUGUGAAGAAGGUUUCAUGCUAAACACCACCGCCACGCUCCGAUGCUUGUUAGGGGGGACGUGGGAGCCUUCGCCAUUUGAGAUUGGCUGUGUGCCUGUGAGAUGCUCCAAACCUGAAAGUAUCGAUCGAGGGUAUGUCAGAGGAAGUAACUACAGUUUUGGAGCAGUGGUGGCUUACAGCUGUGAGACAGGGUACAUGAUUCAGGGGGGGAAAAAGAGGAUUUGUAAGGCUAAUGGAGAGUGGGGAGGAGUUCUACCUACUUGUGUUCCUGUGAUCUGUCCCUCCCCGCCUGUACCACAAAAUGGAUACAUCCAGGUCCGACCUCGAUACACUUUUAAUAACAGAGUGAGAUAUGCCUGUAAUGCAGGCUACAAACUGGUUGGAGGGCGAGAGCGAAUUUGUCAAGCCAACCGACAAUGGUCCAACAACGACCCUCCAACCUGCGUCCUUUUAACCUGCGACCCCCCUCCUGAUGUUGUCCAUGGAUACUACAAGGGUUCAGCCUUUCGUGUGGGCAGCAAAGUAGAAUAUUUUUGCGAUGAGGGUUACGAACUUGGAGGGAAUGCUGUUUGGACCUGCCUCAAGAACGGAGAGUGGGAUCAGCCCAGUGCUCCACGCUGCUCUCCAGUCAAGUGUCCAGAACCAUCUCUAGAGGAGAGCCACCUGGUCUUGAAGAACCUGGACUCUGAAUAUGGAAUUGUAGAGCUAUCCUGUGAAAAUGGGUUUGUACUGGAGGGGGCUAACGUGCUUCAGUGUACUCCAUCUCUAAAGUGGAACGACACAUUUCCAGUGUGUAAGGAGGUGUUUUGUGGACCUCCUCCUGAGGUGUCUUUUGGUGCUCCAUCCAAUUACUUUCCUCAAUUCCCUUUUGGUUCAGUGGUCACAUACACAUGCAUUGGAGGCUUUACAUUCAAGAAAGGAGACUCUGUGUCUUGUCUUUCCAACUCCCGGUGGAGUACUCCCUACCCAGAAUGCAUCGCAGUGGAAUGUCCUCAGCCUGUGGAUAUUUCCAGUGGAAUUGUUGACGUCCAUGGACUAACGUACCUCAGUAAAGCCCUAUAUAGCUGUAAGACUGGAUAUAAUUUAGUGGGAAACUCUACACUCCUAUGUGGAGAGAGAGGGGUUUGGAUCGGUGGAAUACCUUCUUGUCGCCCAGUAGAAUGCUCCAUCCCGAAACAAAUAGCCAAUGGGAAGGUGGUAUACACAAAACUCCAGUAUGGACAUAGCGCAACCUACUCUUGUCACCGUGGUUUCAGGCUCCAAGGCCCAGGUACCCUGAAUUGCAUGGCUGAUGGGGAAUGGGACUCAGAGCCCCCUGUCUGUAUGCAGAUAUCAUGCACUCUGCCCCAACCAAUCGAAAAUGGUUUUGUGGAGGGUCAGGAUCAAAGUUUUGGAGUCACUAUUUUCUACAGCUGUUUCCCAGGGUUCCAGCUUGUCGGGCAGGAUCAUAUAACCUGUGAGGAAUCUGGCUGGUCUAGUGCUGUUCCUAUGUGUGUACCUUCAGACUGUGGACUGCCUCCUCACAUUGACUUUGGAGACUAUGUCAGGGUGACAAAGUUGGACGGUACUUCUGAAGACACAAUAUCAGCCUCCCCUUCAGGCUUGAACUUCCUUUAUGGGACGAUGAUCGAGUACCACUGUCAUCCAGGUUACAACAUUAGUAGCCACACAAGGCUGCUGUGUAAGGAGGAUGGGGACUGGAAUGGGACAGCCCCAUCUUGCAUCCCAGCAGAAUGUGAAACACCGCCCAAACCAGAGCAUGGCUUCUUAAACAGCAUUGAGGCUCCUGUUGGCAGUGCCGUCAGUUAUUCUUGUGAGGAAGGGUAUGAGCUGGUGGGAGAGCCUGAAAGACACUGUGUAUCAGGUCAACUUUGGACCCCCUUUGAGGCCCCGGUUUGCCGACCUGUAACCUGUGGCGAUCCUGGUGCUGUUGCUAAUUGUACAAUACAUGGGAGGGAUUUUGUUUACCCUGAAGUUUUGCACUUUGAGUGCCAUCCAGGAUUUGUCCUAAAGGGAACGGACACCAUCGCCUGCCAAGCAGACGGAAAGUGGAACGGGCAAAAGCCACGCUGUGAGCUAGUGUCCUGCGGUCCCCCAACGGUACCUAGUGACAUCACAGUUGAAGGAAAAGAGUACACCUAUAAUAAACAAAUUGAACUGAGAUGUCAACCUGGUUUCAUCUUAAAUGGUAAAUCUAGAAGUGUUUGCCAGGCUGAUGGCAGCUGGAGUCAUGGCCAUCCUUCUUGUGUACCAGCUCGUUGUGGGAGGCCUUCCUCUAUACCCCAUGGCCAUGUGAUAGGCUCAGAAUUUGGUUACAACAGCAAAGUUAAGUAUGAAUGUGAUGAAGGUUACAAGCUUACUGGAGAGCCGACCCUUGUUUGUGAGUCAGAUGGACUGUGGGACAAACCCCCACCCCGCUGUGAUAUCAUUAGCUGCGACCCACCUGAAGACAUCAGUCACGGCUUUGUGAAUGGUUCAGGGUUCAACUAUAAUGAUGUGGUAGAGUACAUUUGUUUCGAAGGAUAUGAGGCGGUAGGUGAUCCCAUCCUGAGAUGCUCAGCUCAGGGAGUCUGGGUGGGCUCUGUACCUCGAUGCCAACCUUGUGCCUGUUCCCAACCUGAAGUUCGGUUUGGGGUGGUCAUGGGCUCUGGUCGAGCCUGUGGAGACCGAGUGCAGUUCAGUUGUGAUCGGGGCUACAAACUACUGGGUCCCUCUCAGGCAGUAUGCGAUAAAGGAGGAGUGUGGAGUCCCGGGGUGCCAAUGUGUGGCAGGGGAAGGUGCAGCGCUGCCCCACCUGUGGUCCCCAAUGCAGUACUACUUGGUGGCAUAGCUAGCUUCCCAGAAAAACUCUCAUACAAGUGUCGUAUCGGCUACCUGCUGAAAGGGUACCCACUCCUCUCCUGUGGAAGUGAUGGAAGAUGGGGGGAACCCAGAAUUCGCUGCGAGCCUGUGAACUGCGGAAAACCACCUGUGGUAGCCCACGGUCACGUGGUGGGAGACGCCUACACCUUCCCCAACCAGGUCACAUACAGAUGUGAGGAUGGAUAUGAACUUUCAACAAGGGGAGCCUCCCUGUCAUGUCAGAGUGACGGCACCUGGUCCAAACACAGCCUCGAGUGCCGUCCCGCUCCCUGCUUGCCGCCCUCCAAUAUUUCUAUCCCACAUCUGCAAAUAAGCAGCAGGGAGCUCACUCCUGUUGGGGGAACUAUCACCCUGUCGUGUCCUCCUGGCUUCUACCUGCAGGGGUCAGCGUUAGCAGAGUGUCAGAUGGGAGGAACAUGGUCUCCGAGCAUCAACACAGUUUCCUGUGAGAUGGUCGUGUGUGAGAAACCUUCUCUUCUUCUUCACGGUAUCAUGGAAGGUGACAGCUACAACUAUGGAGAUUUUGUCCUGUAUUCCUGCCUGCCUGGCUUUGAUUUAAAGGGAGACACUGUCCAGACCUGCCAGGGGGAUGGAACAUGGAGUGGGACUCAGCCAGUUUGUGUUGCAUCAGCAGCCUCCUGUGGGCCUCCACCCAUUGUAAAGAAUGCUCAGAUUCUCCCAAAAGACGAAAGGCAUGCGAACAAUGUCACCUACGUUUGUAAGGCUGGGCUUCAACUUAUUGGACCAAAAACUCUCACCUGUCUGGUCAACGGCUCAUGGAGUAUGCCGCCACCUACAUGUGAAGAGGUCAGAAGCUGUGAUAGUCCCAAACAGCUGUUACAUGGUAGAAUCCAGGAGCACAAUCUGGGCUCUAGACAUGCUUUAGAGUUCCAGUGUGAUCAAGGCUACAACCUGGUUGGAGAUGGUCUGGUGAUGUGCAUGGGCGGAAACACUUGGAGUUCAACCUUCCCCAUCUGCCAAGCAAAGUCUUGCCCGCCUCCCCCUGGCUGGGCGAAAGGCACCAACAAUGAAGGAUCCCAGCAGGAGUUCCAUGUUGGGCAGUCCGUCCGUGUUUCCUGCCCCAAGGGACAGCGGGUAAAAGGUGGCGGCGCCAUCACCUGCAAGCCAGACCAGACCUGGACCCCUCUCAGUUCAGUUUGUGAAAGGGUGUCCUGUGGCCCCCCACUCCAUGUGGCCAACGGGUUGGUGCGGGGGGCGGUGUUCCAGUUCGGGGACGUGGCGGUGUACUCGUGUUUCAGCGGCUACACCAUGGAGGGAGUCGGAAGGAGCAGGUGUCAGGAAAACGGCACCUGGACGGCCCCUCCCUCGUGCAGAGCGUUGUGCUGGCUGCAGUGUCAGAACGGAGGGGUGUGCCAGCGGCCCAACAUCUGUGCCUGUCCAGAGGGCUGGAUGGGUCGACUCUGUGAAGAGCGUAAGUACAAGACGUCUCAGCAUUUUUUUCAUUGAGGCUCUAUUGAAACC